AUGCAACUUGAAAACGCGCUAAAAAUACUGAAAAACGUGGAAAAAUUGAGCGAAGAUGAGGUGGAAAAAUAUGUGAAAAUGUUGGUGACAAAAAUUGAAGGUGAGUUGGAUCUUGAGGGGAAAACUAUAUACCGGAAAAAAUCCCAAUUUAUUUUCCAGAUAAAAUCGAAAAUCGUGAACUGGCUGAAGCAAUUUGGAGCAUUUUCAUUUUCGCAGCUCGAGAACCUCAAAAAUCCACACAAAUUUUCCCGCCAAAUUUCGAUUUCCUUUCAAGAAUAUUUGAAAAAUAUCAAAAAAAUCUGCUCGAAACUCUUCAAACAAUGAAUUGGGAAUAUCCAGAAAUAGUGGAUUUCAGUUGGCAAAUUGCCAAAUCAGAAAAAUGCUCGAUUUUUGGAGGACAACCAAUGGCAUAUGCACCUUUAACAACUACAGUAACCCUAGAAACAUUGGAGGCCGGACAUUUGGAAUCGCAGAAAAAUGCCGUGAAAUUGAGUUUUGAUGAAAUGCAAUUGACGGAUUUUUUGUGGAAAUUGAAAGAAGCUGAGAAUUUUGCACAAAAUAUUUUGGAAUAA
Messenger RNA from Caenorhabditis angaria, 572 nucleotides. The record is from the annotation of a GenBank genome assembly. Lineage: Eukaryota; Metazoa; Nematoda; Chromadorea; Rhabditida; Rhabditidae.